AUGUCGCUCGCGCCGCCCGCCUUGGCCGCCGUGCCCCCCGCGCCGCCUGGGCCGCCGCCCGGUCCGGCCUCCGCGCCACCGCCCGCCGGCGCCGCGCCGCCCCGGGGGAGGAGGCGGCGGCAGCGGGCGGGCCGGGCCCGCAGCGAGGGGGCGAGCUCGCGAGCGCCAGGCCACGCGCGGAGCCGCCCGCGCGGCCCGACCGACGGACACGGGCGCACCAUGGGCCCGAGCUACGCGCCGCGCCCUCUCGCCCCGCACCGCGCCUGCCACGGGGGGGCGGCCGGCUGUGUCCGCGCCGCCGCCGCCGCAGUGUCCCCGCCCCCGGCCCGCGCCGCGCGCCCCCCACGCGCGCCCACCCGGCCACGCGCCCCCCGCCCACGCCCCGCCGUGCGCGCGCGCGCCCGAUCCCCGCCCCCAACCGACACCACUUUCACGCUCACACACUGCCACGCUCCCUCGGCCUCCAUCCUCUCACGCCUCACACACGUGUGCCCCCAGGAAUCAGUCACACCGGGGCCCACACUGCCUCACUCCGCUUUCCGGACUCCCUCACCCACCAUCCUUCACCAUCCCCUACCCUCACUCUCCCACCUGGACCCCUGA
Molecule: messenger RNA, 603 nt
Organism: Mesoplodon densirostris (Blainville's beaked whale)
Lineage: Eukaryota; Metazoa; Chordata; Mammalia; Artiodactyla; Ziphiidae
Product: proline-rich protein 2-like
Exons: 2
Coding region: 1-603 (200 amino acids)
Source: RefSeq, a predicted model, not a curated record